Pseudophryne corroboree (corroboree frog) is the source of this 2560-nucleotide messenger RNA. RefSeq lists its product as uncharacterized. The transcript has 15 exons. Bases 57 to 2258 code for a protein of 733 amino acids. Gene Ontology annotation, cellular component: cell surface. The record is from RefSeq and is a predicted model, not a curated record. Lineage: Eukaryota; Metazoa; Chordata; Amphibia; Anura; Myobatrachidae. Gene Ontology annotation, biological process: cell-matrix adhesion.
ACGUAAAGUUUACGAAUAUCAAUGCUUCCUAUCGGCUGUUGUCUUUGACCGCUGACAUGAGCAUGUCAUCACUGGCCAGCUAUGACCAAAGCGACUAUGAGCUGCUCAUGGAUCGUGUAAAUGUUUUAAUGCCCAGCAUAACUCCGGAACUGUUUAAUGCAUUCAUGACUGGUACUGAUUGCGAAGACUACAGCUUACUUGUACAGACUGUGAGCCAGCAUAUUGGUGACUACACGCCAGAAGAGUCUCAGAGUCUUUGUGGCGCUAUAAAAGAUAAUGCUGAAACCCGUAUGACAGCCGCAGGUGUCUGCCCUGUGAGCGGUGAAAACAGCAGCGCUACAAUAAUGAGACUUUUCGGCAAUUUCUCUGUGUAUGCUAGUUACGCAGACCUUCUGAGCUUCAUACCUAACUUGAAUGGGCUUUCUGCUAUUGGUGUCCUGAGUCCAGAGCAAGUGGCAAAUAUGUCCCUCACCGGAGAUACACUCAGUAACCCAGCUAAUGCCCAAAUCGUUAUUCAGACUCUGUCUGAAUAUUCUUUCUCCCAGUUAGACAGCUUCCUGUCCACCUUAACGACCACUGCGGAGCAGAACAACCUAGCGUCCUUGCCAAAUGCCAAUAUCCAAAAUGAUAUGUUCGCUGUCAUAUUUGGCCAGAUCUCACUUUACUUACCUACAUUUACUGUUGCCCAGUUUAAUGCCUAUUUUGGUAUUAAUGGAAAAUUUGAUCUCUUUUUGACAAGCUUUUCUGCAAGUGAUAUCCUCCAGUUGCCAAAUAAGACUAACUGCAACUCCUUCCAAAUCAUGAUGUCUGGAUUAAGCCGUCAUUUCGCGGAAUAUUCAGAAGUUGUCCAACAAGCAGCAUUUAACUAUGCCUAUGGCUACCUAAGUGCUCAGCUCUCAUCCACUGGAUCAGCAUGCCUCCCAAGCACAGGAGACAGUGGCGUGUGGCUCAACACCAACUUGGGGGCAUUUGGUAAAUUAGCUACCAAUGCGCAAAUUAAAGCACUAUACCCAAGCUUUCAAUUUGAUGCUGCAGGCCAAUACCUCACACCCGUGCAGCUGGCCACAUACAUGGCAGACAACGCCGUCUUGUCAAACACGGAUAAAAUUACUAUGAUCUUCAUUUACAUAAACAGCAAAGAUGUUUUGAACUUUCUUGAUGAAUUUAAUGAAGCCGCUAGCAAGAAGGGGAUAACGCAAAUUAAUAGUCCAGCUGCAAAGUUGAUAUUGGGAGACGUCUUCUGCACCCUUAGACCAAUGCUGCCAUCAUUCACUGCAGAUAAUUACACCAGCUUGAUCUCAGUCAGAUUGGAAUUUUUUUUUUAUAUGGUCAAUGCUCAGAUUCUGGGCUACUUAGCAGAUGUGGACUGUGCCUCUUUUGCUGCCAUAGUGGAUUCUUCAGGCACGAUUCCAAAUCUCCAGAACAUCAAUGACGUAGUCAACUAUAUGGAAACCUAUCUUCAGAAUCAGAAAGCAAACACUGGUUCUGCCUGCAACAGUGGCAGACUGGACUCUAGAGAAUGGCUGAUGACGAAUUGUGGGAAGUUUGCCUCUUACAUAUCAUGGAGUACCAUUACCAGCCUUUAUCCAGAUAUGGAUUUGAUUGCUGUACUAGACAAGGUGACCCCCGAACAGGCGGCAUCUGCGUGUGCAAGUUCUAACAUUAUUUUUAAUGUCACUGCAGUCAGUUAUGUGCUGAACAGUUAUACCGGGAACUACGACGCUUCUUCCACCUUUAUGUACAGCCUAAUACACCUCUCAUCACAGAUCUUAACUCCAACAGUGAAAACCGUCAUGCUAAAUUUUGCUGCAGAAAAUUUUUUCCCCCUACUGAAUGCUCUUCCCACAUCAGUGAGCCAGAAUUUGGUAACAAAUCUGACCGUGCUGUUUACAAGUAUUAAUUCCACCUUCUUGAGUUACGUACCACUGGACAUUCCAUGCACACUGUUUAAGACCAUUGUAACUGCAUUUACUAGUGUUUUCCAAAGCCUGCCGGAUUCGAGGCGAAUGGCUGUGGCUGAUUUUAUGACAACAUGCUUGCAGAAUAAAUAUACAACAGAAGGUGAUGCAUGCACAGGCAGUACAGAUAACACAGGUUUUUAUGCAGUGUCCGUCCUUGGACCUUAUUCUUCCUACAUCUCAGCAGCAAAAUUAAUGACGUUUUUCCCCAAAGCAAAUAUAACGCAAUAUUCACUCAUAUUCCCAUUUGCCGUUAGUGGAGCUGUAAUUACAGACAUAGGUACUAUAACUAAUACAUAAAUCUCUAAUAAAUCUAAUAAAUUGUAAUGUUUUAAUCAGAAAAAUCUACCCUUUAGUGGGCGUAGAUCGUAGUACAUGGAAAGACUGAAUAAAAACUGAUCGCGUUUGCUAAAAUAAACUUUAUUAACUAUUCCAGGCCUUGCUGUUCAGUAUACUAUUAUUUGGCCACGGCUAAUUUGUUUAUCAGAAGUGGAAAUACUUUUUGUUUGAUUUUACAUUUAUUACGUUAAUAAUUCUGUUCGUGCUUUGAAAUGUUAUUUGUCAAUUAUACUUUGCUGAUCUCAAUGUGCAGAAAAUGAAUA